Messenger RNA from Opisthocomus hoazin, 1195 nucleotides. NCBI's taxonomy places the organism in Eukaryota, Metazoa, Chordata, Aves, Opisthocomiformes, Opisthocomidae. The record is from RefSeq and is a predicted model, not a curated record.
CUGGGUUGAACGCUUGCUGGCUGAAAGCUGAAGCGCGGUCACCAGCCUGUGCGGAGGAGAGCAGCAUGCGGGUCACCAUGCGGAGGGUGUUGCUGGUGGUGGGCUCGGUGGUCGCCCUGAUGGUGACUCUGCACCUCGGCCAGCAGGUCCUGGAGUGCCAGCAGGUCCUGAGCAAGAGGAGGCACAGGCUGAUGAGACCAGAGAACGAGGAGCUGGUCAUGAUGGACUCCAACCACGUCGAGUACCGUUACAGCAAGGAGAUGCCCCUGAUAUUCAUUGGCGGGGUCCCGCGGAGCGGCACGACGCUGAUGAGGGCCAUGCUCGAUGCCCACCCCGAGGUGCGCUGCGGAGAGGAGACCCGCAUCAUCCCCCGCGUGCUGCGACAGGCCUGGUCCAAAUCGGGGCGAGAGAAGAUGCGCCUGGACGAAGCGGGGGUGACGGACCAAGUCCUGGACGCCGCUAUGCAGGCCUUCAUACUGGAAGUGAUCGCCAAGCACGGCGAGCCAGCCAGGUACUUGUGCAACAAGGACCCCUUCACCCUGAAGUCCUCUGUCUACCUGUCCAGGCUCUUCCCCAACUCCAAAUUCCUCCUGAUGGUUCGAGACGGCCGGGCUUCGGUCCACUCCAUGAUCACGCGGAAGGUGACGAUCGCGGGCUUCGACCUGACCAGCUACCGCGACUGCCUGACCAAGUGGAACAAAGCCAUCGAGGUGAUGUACUCCCAGUGCCUGGAGAUCGGGCGGUCCCGGUGCCUGCCCGUCUACUACGAGCAGCUGGUGCUGCACCCCGAGCAGUCCAUGCACGCCAUCAUGAAGUUCCUGGACAUCUCCUGGAGCGACACGGUGCUGCACCACGAGGAGCUGAUAGGGAAGCCCGGCGGGGUGUCGCUUUCCAAGAUAGAAAGAUCAACAGACCAGGUUAUCAAGCCGGUGAACAUGGAGGCGUUAUCUAAGUGGAUCGGGCACAUCCCGGGGGAUGUGCUGCAGGACAUGGCCCACAUCGCACCGAUGCUCGCCAGGCUGGGCUACGACCCCUACGCCAACCCACCCAACUACGGCCACCCCGACCCCUUAGUUGUCAACAACACGCACAGAGUCUUAAAGGGGGAUUACAAAACGCCAGCCAAUCUGAAGGGUCAUCUGCAGGUGACCCAGAACACAUCAUCUUCUCACUAAGAAAAUUAAUGAUUUCCAGG